Molecule: messenger RNA, 2370 nt
Organism: Paramecium tetraurelia
Lineage: Eukaryota; Ciliophora; Oligohymenophorea; Peniculida; Parameciidae
Exons: 2
Biological process (GO): ubiquitin recycling; proteasome-mediated ubiquitin-dependent protein catabolic process
Cellular component (GO): cytoplasm; nucleus
Molecular function (GO): ubiquitin binding
Source: RefSeq, a predicted model, not a curated record
AUGUCUUAGGCUUUAGAAAGCUGUUAGUAUCAUCAAAAGGCUGGAAUUGCUGUAGAGUGCUAGAUAAGAGAUGAAAAUAAUUAUUCAAUUUUGUGUGAGAAUUGUUUAGCAGAAAAAGCGAACAAUAAGCACAUAUUUUUGUUGAAAGAUGCUAAAUUAGUAUUUGAAUAAUUCAGAUUGGAAUUUUAGAAUCAAUAUGAAGAGGAAUAGAAAGAGAAAAUAGGUUUCUUAAAAAAUAUGCAAAUGAUUGUGUAGAAAUUGCAGAAUCACUUUUCGUCAACAUUUGAUUAAAUAAACAAUAAAAUAAACGAAAGAAUAGAACUCAGCACAUUGAUUUUUGAUUAAGGAGGAAUGUAAAAUGAUUAAUUUGAAAAUUUUUGUGGAACCUUAAAUAUACGGAAUUUUGGAGAAUAAUUAAUAGAGGAAUUAUCAAAAUGUUAGAGAAUGAGGAAGAUUGGCGAAGAGUAGAGUGUUAUUGAAUUUUAGAAUCAAAUAUAACAUUAGAUAUUGAGCUUGUAAUAAGAUGAUAUAUUAAAUGAGUGUCUUGAGUUAAUAAUUUAAGUGGACGUAAGAAAAAAGAUAAAAUUAAUAGAUAAUAAUGAGAUGAAUGAAGAAAAUAAAAAGCUAAAUGUUUAAAGAACUCCAAAGUUAGAUUUGAUUUGCAAAUAACAUGAUAAGGAAAUAAUACUAUUUGAUUUAAGUGAGUAGUAAGAAAGAGAUUAUAGGGCAAGAUGUGUAGAAUGCGACCCAUGUAUUUUUACAUCUUUGUCAAAAUGUUAAAACAUGUGGAGAAACUAUGAAAGAUAAUAAUCAGAAAUCCUGACAUAGUUUUAUUAAUCCAGAACAUCAUAAAUCGGAAUUAUCAAAUAAUUGUUAUUUUAAUUGAAAAGUUCAUUUAUUGAAAAAAUCAACGCAAUUAUAAUAUAAUUGAAUGGGAUCAUGGCAUAGACAGAUUUGGAAGUCUUUAAAAUCCUAAGUAGCAUUGGUAAAGAUUGGGAUACUAUGACUCUUAAUGAAAUCUUAGAUAUAGCAGAUAUAUUGAGUAAACCAGAAUAAAUGAGAUAAACUUUGAAGGAUAUGGAAAUUAAAUACAAGUUGAAAAAUUUGAAUAUCGAUUGCAUAUUCUAGGACAGCAUAGAAGAAUUAUAAGAAAUUAAUAAUCAAAUAGCCCUAUUGAAUUUGUGUUUUAUUAAUGAAUAGGAAUAUUGUUAGUCACCCAAGAAUAAUUUUAGAUUAAGAUAAAAUAGCGGAAGGAUGAAAAGAAGCACAAACAGCACAUUGAGUGAUAAUUCUUAAGCUUAAUAGAAAGAACAAAUAUAAGAUUUGAAAAUUAAAAAACCGAAUAAGUUUAAAUCAUUAGAAGAAUGGAGAAUUCAAUAAUUAAAAUGGUCUGAUAAGUAUAUCGAUUAUUAAUUAUUUUUUACUAAAAAAUAAGCUGAAUGGUGUAAUGCCUUAGCAUUUAAUAAGUAGGGAAACAUUAUGAUUGCUGGAUGCAUAUACUCAAUUAAAAUAUUUGAUUUUCUAAGAGGGAGGAUAGUUUAAACAUACUAAGCCAAAUAACAUUCAGGAGAUAUUAACAGCUUGUUGUUUAGCAAGAAAAUAAAUCAAUUUUUCUCUGGGAGUGAUGAUAGGACUAUCAGAGUUUGGAGUUAAAUUGAUUAGAAAGAUUGGAAAUGCGUAUAGGUGUUACAAGGUCAUUUAGAUUGGGUAUUAUGUUUGAUAUAGACAGAAGAUGAAUAAAUACUUUUGUCUGGCAGUCGAGAUAGGACUAUAAAGAAAUGGUUCAAAAAUGAAAUAAGUUAGGCAUUUGAAUGCACCUAAACUUUAACUAUUCAUAGUGAUGCUGUAUUGGGAUUAUCAUUAAAUAAAUCUGAAUCCUUUUUGGUAUCUUGUAGUUAUGAUAAAUCAAUUAUCAUUUGGGAGAUUAAAGAAUCAUUUCAAAUUGAGCAGAAGCAAAUCAUCCAACUUUAAACUUAUGCCAAUAGAAUCCUUUUCAUUAAUGAAACUCAAUUUUUGUUUCAACCUAACAAUAAUCAAAACGUCCACAUUUAUCAAUAUAAUUCUGAAUUUUAAUCCUUUUAGACUUCAAAUCAUAAUAUUAAGUAAGUUCAAGCAGACGAUGAUUAUCAAUAUUUUCCAUCUAAAUUCUUAUCAACAAAAGGUUGUUUUGCUAAUAUUCAUAACAAAUAUAUGUACAUUACUAAAUAAUUAAAUGAUGAAGAAUAUGAAAUACAAUAAAUAAUAGAAUUUGACGAUUAUCGUAAAUUCGGAAGUUUCACAGAAGAUGGAGAAUAUUUAGUAACAUGGCAUUAUACAUCCUCGGAAUUUUAGAUUAGAAAAAAUGUUGGAACUUCUAGAAUUCAAUGGUGA